Messenger RNA from Cylicostephanus goldi, 371 nucleotides. NCBI's taxonomy places the organism in Eukaryota, Metazoa, Nematoda, Chromadorea, Rhabditida, Strongylidae. The record is from the annotation of a GenBank genome assembly.
AUGGUCCGUCACAAGAAAAACGAAGAAGAAUACGCAGAUGAAAAGAGAAUAAUAGCCAUUGGUGACGUCCAUAAGAAGUUGGUGCAUGUGAAAAGCCGUCAGGAUCGAGUAAACGAGGCUCUUGAAGCGUUGCAAUGUUAUACGGAUAAAGGAGGCACACUGUCUUUGAAGAAUAAAGCCAAAUCCCUUGCUCUUUAUCAAACGCUAUUGAAAGCUUGUGAAAGCGAGGGAGAGUAUAUCAGGAGACUGCUGUGCGAUAUUGAGAGGAUAAGAAAGUCUGAUUACAAAACGAAGAUGAAGACUCACCUCAAGCGCCAUGUUUUAAUGCAACUUAUCAAUUUGCAGGUGCGUAGUUCGUUAGCAGUUUGAUA